UUCAAUCGCAUACGAAACGUCAAACAUUCAAGUGUUAAAGUUGGAGACAGAUUGGUUCUUCAGUAAAUGUUUUUACUACAGUUUUUGUUCCGCAAAAUUAGUGUUUUUCGCAAAUCUAAUCAUGCUUUCCUACAAACAAUGCACAUGGAACGUCCAACUUCCAUUUGAAUAAAGUGGGAAACUAUUUUCCUAGUGGAUGAUGGCAUGAUCACAUUCACGUAAAAGUCUGAUAUGUAACACCCGUUUCAAAGCAGCAAGAGAAAAAUAACUUCACUGCAUAUGCAGUAAAAAGAAAGAGUUGCACUUACGUCACUCGAAGCGAUUUUCCAGUUUUCAUUCGUGAACUUUGGAGUGAUAAAAGUGCAUAAGUCACAAGAGGAAUCCAGACGCGGGGGCGUACGUUCCUAUAUUCUCAAAAACGACAGGCGGGCCGCGCAGCAAAGGCGAAAGCGAAAGGUGAUAAAGUUUGAUCAGCGACUAAUCCCUUAAAGUACUGACCAUGGCAAUGUCAAAGGGAUUUCGAGUGCUUGAAAAAUCUAAGCCACCAUCUCCGCAUAGUGUACUGCUGGAACAUCGCAACAAAUCGGAAACGCUUCUUUUCGAGUCACAAGCUGUUGCUGUAUUAUCUGCCCAAGAAACAGAAAUCGUUCGCAAGCAAUACACUAAAGUGUUGGAUGCCUACGGAUGUCUCGGAGUACUGCAGCUCAACGCCGGAGACAGUUCGCUGCUCUAUCUGGUGAUGGUGACCGGUUGUUUUUCGGUUGGAAAAAUCCUGGACAGCGAAGUCUUUCGUAUUACACAAACGCAAUUUGUGUCGCUCCAAUAUCAGCCAACAAGCGAAGAUCGUAUAUCGGAAAUUAGAAAAGUUCUCAACUCGGGAACGUUCUAUUUUUCCUUCUGGAAUCCGGCAGCGAACAGUGGACUGCAGCAAUCUAGUGGUGGUUAUAACUUCGAUAUUACACUUUCCGCUCAGCGACGGCGAAGAACUACCGACACCGAUAAUCGAUUUUUCUGGAAUCGGAUGCUAUUUAUUCACAUGCUACGGUUCGGAGUAGAAUGCGACUUCUGGCUUUUGAAGGCAAUGUGUGGAUCGGUGGAAAUUCGAACUGUUUACGCCGGAAGUAAGCAGGCUCGAGCUGCAAUAAUUUCCCGCCUUAGCUGUGAACGUGCGGGCACUCGGUUUAAUGUCAGAGGAACGAAUGAUGAAGGAUGCGUGGCAAACUUCGUAGAAACAGAGCAAUGUAUCUAUUUAGAUAACGAAGUAUCAUCAUACAUUCAAACGCGAGGAAGUGUGCCGCUCUUCUGGGAACAACCAGGCGUUCAAGUGGGAUCUCAUAAAGUCAAAUUAUCGCGUGGCUACGAAGCAUCCAAAGCUGCUUUCGAUAGGCAUAUGAACACCAUGAAGGCACGCUAUGGAAAACAAGCCAUAAUUAACCUACUCGGAACAAGCUUAAUAGGAAGUAAGGAGGGAGAGGCAAUGCUAAGCAACGAAUUUCAAAGACACCACAAAGAAUCUAAUCAUACUGAUGUGCCACACAUCGUUUUCGAUUACCACCAAGAGUGUCGGGGCGGAAAUACUAGUGCAUUGUCCAAGCUGAAAGCGAAGAUUGACGCUAUGUGUGCUGACUUCGGACUACUGCAUGCAAUGGGAGACAGUGUUUUCCGUGAACAGAAGGGAGCAAUUCGAACGAAUUGUCUGGACUGUUUAGAUCGUACCAAUUGCGUUCAAACUUACAUCGGGCUGGAAAUAUUGAAUGAACAAAUACUGCAAAUGUCGGCGUUAUCAGACAAGAAACAGCAAAUAAGUUCGCGCUUCGAAGAAGUUUUUCGUCAGAUGUGGAUUAAUAAUGGUAAUGAAGUAAGUAAAAUUUAUGCAGGAACAGGUGCAAUACAAGGAGGUUCGAAGCUGAUGGAUGGAGCCCGAUCGGCUGCCCGUACGAUUCAGAACAAUUUAUUGGAUAGUUCGAAACAGGAAGCCAUCGAUGUUUUACUAGUCGGAUCAACGCUCAGUUCCGAACUGGCUGAUCGUGCCAGAAUCCUGUUGCCAUCCAACAUGCUUCAUGCACCAACACCUGUUUUGCGGGAAAUGUGUCGUCGAUAUGAAGAAUUUGUUGAACCGUUGGAACUUCGCAUCACAUGCGGUACAUAUAAUGUGAAUGGUGGAAAACACUUCAGAAGCGUCGUCUAUAAGGAUGUUUCUCUAGCUGAUUGGCUAUUAGAUUGCCAUCGGUUGGCCAGAUCGAGAUCGCUAGUUGACGUAAGCCAUCCCGAGGAAACUGAAGAACCUCCCAUCGAUAUAUUUGCUAUCGGUUUUCAAGAAAUUGUCGAUUUGAAUGCUUCGAACAUAGUGGCGGCAAGUUCUGAUAAUGCAAAAGCAUGGGCCGAGGAACUGCAGAAGGUUAUUAGUCGAGACGAGGAAUAUGUUCUGUUGACGUACCAGCAGCUGGUCGGUGUUUGUUUGUAUAUUUAUAUUCGGCCAAAACAUGCGCAAUACAUUCGCGAUGUCGCAAUCGAUUGCGUCAAAACUGGUCUGGGCGGUGCUACUGGAAACAAGGGUGCAGCCGCAAUUCGUUUCGUUAUCCAUGGAACUUCUAUUUGCUUUGUGUGUGCUCAUUUUGCUGCCGGACAGUCACAGGUUGCCGAACGCAAUGCAGAUUAUGCCGAGAUUACCAGAAAAAUUGUAUUCCCAAUGGGAAGAUCACUGAAGUCGCAUGACUAUAUAUUUUGGUGCGGUGAUUUCAACUACCGUAUCGACAUGGAAAAGGACGAGUUGAAGGAAUUUCUUAAACAAGGCGAUAUCGCUUCGGUGCUGCAGUAUGAUCAAUUGAGAAUUCAACAAAACACGGGAAGUGUGUUCAAUGAUUUCCUAGAAGGCGAGAUUUCUUUUCCUCCAACAUACAAGUAUGAUCUAUUUAGUGACGAUUACGAUACAAGUGAAAAAUGUCGCGCACCCGCUUGGACGGACCGGGUGUUAUGGCGAAGGCGCAAGCAGAGUCCAGAUGCCGAUAAACAUCCCGAUUGGAAUCCUGGCAGACUGGUGCACUACGGGCGAGCUGAGUUAAAGCAAAGUGACCAUCGUCCUGUAAUUGCGAUAAUCGAUGUAGGAAUUUGUAAAAUCGAUCAGCAACGAAGAUCGCAAGUUUUCAACGAUGUCAUAAGGGAUUUGGGACCACCGGACGGAACAAUUUUAAUUCAAGCAACGAAUCCUACCACUAGUGGCGCAGACUCAGGAGAUGAGGAUGAAGGAAGCAUUUACGAUGAGAAUUUAAUGAGCGCACUGAUUCAGGAAUUAACUCAAAUCGGUGAAGUAACGUUGGUACGUUUCGUGGGUGAUACGAUGUGGGUUACUUUCCGAGAUGGACAAUCUGCUCUUACUGCUGCCCAGAAGAAAUGUGUGUUAGUUUGUGGGGUCAAUCUUGCCAUUAAGCUGAAAACCGAAAAUUGGGUACAAAGUGUGGAAAAAGAGAUCUUGCUGUGCACUCCCAAUACUGUUAGUUUCUGUGACAACCAAAUGGGUGACUACAACAGUCUUGGCAUUCCGGAAGUUCCUUCGCGUCCAAAAAGUCCACCAACUCCACAGCAACCGCCAUUGCGACCAGCGCCUCCUGGCCGACCUCCAUUACCUAAGUCUCCUCAAGCGUCACCAAAACACCAACCUGUCCAUCAUCAUCAUCACCAUCCAAAGGCCGGUGUCAUCAGUCUGGGCGCUGAAGUUUUACUGGCCUCUAAAUUGCAGCAGAAGCCCGCCAUUCCACCGAUACCGCUGGUGCCGUCGUCGGCUACUUCUAAAACUACUCCUCCCAUUGAAGAGUAUGCCCGCUCUAGUCCGAUCAGUGGCUCUCCUGUGCAAGGGAGUUCGUCUGCCAACCGUACCACCAUGCAAGAUACCGGAGCUAUCUACGAGGAAAUUAGCGAUGACAUUGCCAUACCGGAACCACGCGGUCCUCCGCCUCCUCCUCCACGCUGUGAUGUGUACGACCUGGACAUCGUUGGCAACAACAACAGCAGCAGCAACAACAAUAAGUCAAAUAAAAUAUCUCCUCCUGGUACAUCUGGCAGCUCUGGCGCUGGCUCACCACAAUCCUCGAUACCGCCAGGAUCCAUUACGUCAGACAUGCCAAAAGCUAAUCCUCCUCCGUUACCGAUUCGCCGUGGUAUGCCUCCGCCAAUUCCAAACCGAAGCGGUGGUGCACCUCCUCUUCCUGCGCGGCCGAACAAUCCUUAAGAGAAAUACUCCCAAAGUUUAUGUUUAGUUGUUGCUUAUAAAACACACAAUCUUACCGCAAUAAUAUAUUGAAAUUGAUUACCUAAUAGUGGGAAUCUACUCAACCUUUCAGCAGAAUCUAAUCAAUAGCAGGAUAGUCAAUCAAGUUAAAAAUUAUGUCAUUGAUAUAGCACUAAACAGUAUGACUACAAAAAUCAUAACAAUACGCAUGAAUAGGGCAUCUAUUAGCUGACGGUGUAUGCUGCAAUAGAUUGUAUCUACUAUAGAAAAAAAGAAACAAGUGUACCAAACAAACAAACACAUUCCAACGCUAAUUGGCAUUAAAAGAAAGAUUUUACCUUUAUUAAUCUGUAAUUCGAAUGCCGUUAUUGUUAGGAGCAGCUUUAUGUGUGUAUAUAUUUUUUGUAUUUAUUAUUAAAUUAUAUGUUUGAAAUAUUGUUAGAUAUAAAAAUCGAAUCUGUAUACCCAGUUUGUUAAUAUGAAGUAGGAUGUCACACUUGAUCUUCGUACUAAAAUGUGGGGUCAUGAUUCGAAAAAAAAAAACGAAAUAACACUACAGGUGAUGACGCUAGGCAUAAUGGAAAACCUAAGUAAACCUUAUUGUUAUUGCAAUUUUCGUUUAAUGAAGAAAGUAAAUUACCAAGUAUUGAGAGAAACAAACAUUCUUCAUAGCAUAAAAAGACAUGGAACAAUAGCUAUUACACUCUAAUUAGCAACAUUUUAUCGACUUACCGAUAGUGUGUAAGGAAAGGUCACGAUAUCUAGUGAAGGGUAUUGCAAUGCAAGGAUAUAGCAAAACAAAACAUAUAAAAAACAUUUGCGCAAUUAGCAUAUCUGUUGAAAAAAUAACAAAGAAAAAUUAAUACAAAUAAUUGCAGUUUCAA
Molecule: messenger RNA, 5109 nt
Organism: Wyeomyia smithii (pitcher-plant mosquito)
Lineage: Eukaryota; Metazoa; Arthropoda; Insecta; Diptera; Culicidae
Gene: Synj
Product: synaptojanin-1
Exons: 8
Coding region: 500-4225 (1241 amino acids)
Biological process (GO): phosphatidylinositol dephosphorylation; synaptic vesicle endocytosis
Molecular function (GO): phosphatidylinositol-4,5-bisphosphate 5-phosphatase activity; nucleic acid binding
Source: RefSeq, a predicted model, not a curated record